UCCUAAUUAAUUAAUUACUAUUCAUUAGAGGUGAUCAGAGAUGGGAAGAUCAGAUAAGGAUAGAGAUCUGGAACGUCUGAUGCCGGUGGGAACCUUAGCCGUUGAUGUAACAAAAAUCAACGGCUCCAAAUCUUCAGAUCAAUCUCCCUCGCCUUCUUCGCCUUCCUCUCAUCACUCCGCCAAAGAGGCAUUUGGCAAACAUAUUCAUAGCUGGCUUUCAAAAAAAUUUGUGAGCGGAUGUGUCAUAUUAUUUCCCAUAGCCAUAACUUUCUACCUUACUUGGAAACUCAUUAAUUUUGUGGAUGGCUUCUUUUCUCCAAUCUAUAAUCAUCUUGGGAUCGAUGUAUUCGGUUCAGUUCCUCGUAGAGGUAACAACACUAGGUGA
This is a messenger RNA of Solanum tuberosum (potato), 385 nucleotides long. Its product is annotated as protein CONTINUOUS VASCULAR RING 1-like. Gene Ontology annotation, cellular component: Golgi apparatus. The transcript is spliced from 4 exons. Bases 41 to 385 code for a protein of 114 amino acids. The record is from RefSeq and is a predicted model, not a curated record. Lineage: Eukaryota; Viridiplantae; Streptophyta; Magnoliopsida; Solanales; Solanaceae.